Molecule: messenger RNA, 1573 nt
Organism: Lycium ferocissimum
Lineage: Eukaryota; Viridiplantae; Streptophyta; Magnoliopsida; Solanales; Solanaceae
Product: receptor-like protein 51
Exons: 1
Coding region: 87-1295 (402 amino acids)
Molecular function (GO): protein binding
Source: RefSeq, a predicted model, not a curated record
UCCACAAAAAAGGUAUACUACUCUUCUAGUCUUCUUUUCCUUCUCCCAAUCUUCCAUCUUCCAUCUUCCUUCAACAACAACAAACUAUGGUUCCAAAUCCUUCUCAUUUUUUCCUCUCUUUCACCCUUCUCCUCUUUCUCCUCUCCACAAAAUCAUCAUCGGCUCAAUCCACCACAGAUCUUGAUCCAAACCAACUCAAAGCACUCAGAUCACUAGGUGUUCCAACAGGAAAAGACCCUUGUUCUCCUUCUCACAAAUCCACUAUUUGUGACUCUUCAACUCCCUUUCACAAUCUUAUUUCCCUCAAACUUAUAAACUGUUCAAAUGGUGUUACAUUAACUCAAACAGCUCUCAAAACUCUCUCCACUCUCCAAGACUUACAAUUCAUCAACUGUCCAGUUUCUCCUAUUCAUUUCCCCUCUGAAUUUAGCUCUAAUCUCAACUCCUUCACUUGUAUUAACUCCCUCAAGAAACUCACAAGUGUUUGGCUUAUUCGAAUGCGUAAUAUCGUAAAUUUAACUGUGUCUAAUGUUCCAGUUUCUGCUAGUGGCCCUUCUAUUAUCUUGAAUAGUAUCAAGACUUUGCAUACUGUUACUAUUUCUCAUGCAAAGCUUAAAGGUGUUCUUCCUACAAGAUGGCAUAUGAAUCUAACUUAUGUUGAUUUAUCUGGGAAUGAGCUUGAAGGGAAACUACCAACUUCUUUAACUGAGCUUGAAAAUCUUGUGCAUUUGAAUCUUUCUUCAAAUUCACUCAAUGGUACUCUACCAAAUUCAUUUGGCAAUUUACUUAGUUUGAAAAAUAUGUCAUUAGCUUCAAAUUCUUUGUCUGGAAGUAUCCCGAAAACGCUUGCUGCAAUUGCUGGAUUAGUUCAUCUUGAUCUUGGAUCAAACCAAUUAAAUGGAACUGUUCCAAAGUUCAUUUCAGAUAUGAAGGGAUUGAAAUACUUGAAUCUUGAGAGGAAUAAUUUCAAGGGGGUUUUGCCAUUCAAUGCUUCUUUCAUCAAGAAAUUGGUUGUGUUCAAGGUUGGAGAAAAUUCUAAUCUUUGUUACAAUCACUCCACGUUGUCUUCAAAAUUGAAACUUGGCAUUGCUCAGUGUGAUAAACAUGGAUUACCACUGUCGCCGCCACCUCCUAAGGAAGAUCUCAGUGAUGAUACUGAAGAAGAUGAUGAUAACAGUCCACCACCUAAACAUGAACAUGGACCUAGUAGAGUUGUUUUUGGUGUGGCCAUUGGACUUUCAUCCAUUGUGUUUUUGAUUAUUUUCUUGGUUUUAUUGGCCAAAUGUUGUAAAUGAAUUGAGUGUAAAUUGAGACAUUCUUGGUCCAGUUAGGUUAGGCAAAUGUCCUUAAUAGGAUUUGAAAAUUUGUUUAUUAACUGUAUACUUGGAUCUUGAGGGAGAGUAGAAUGUAAGAGUGGUUAUUUUGUCAGUGUGUGUGUGAUUCUAUUAGCACUAUUGCUGAAGGAGAAAAUCUCCAUUUCAGUUAUCUAAAUUCUUUUGUCAUUUAUGUAUGAUCUGAAAUAAGGGAAUAUUUGAAGGAGGAAGCUCCCAUUCCUGGCAUUGUUUGUAAUGAA